UCACACACACUCCAUGUGCCUUUGUUUUUCCAUUCUCCCCAUAAAUACUCUCCUUUCCCAAUUCUAAUUCCCCACAACUCAAAUUUCAAACUUCAAGUGAUCCUUUAAUUUUCCCUUCUCCACACAUCAAGAACCAAAAAUGGCUCUAAAGAAAUCAAGCAAACAUAUUACUCAAAGUGCAGCCCUAAAACAAAUCUUGAAAAGGUGUUCAAGUUUUGGAAAGAAUGAGAAUGGCCUUCCUCAUGAUGUACCAAAAGGCCACUUUGUGGUAUAUGUUGGUGAAAAUAGGAGUAGAUACAUAAUUCGAAUUUCUUGGUUGGCACAUCCUGAAUUUCAAAGUUUACUUCAAAGGGCUGAGGAAGAAUUUGGAUUCAACCAUGAUAUGGGACUUACUAUCCCUUGUGAUGAAGAGGAUUUCUGCUCUUUAAUCUCCUCGUUCUAGAUUGAUAAGAUAAAUGUAAGGUAAAAUUGCGCACAAAAGAUCCGACCAUUCUUUGGAUCACAACUGAAGCUUGGUGCAUCGGGCUACCCUUUAAAUCAGCGAGACACUAUUGAAGAUGAUGAUGGCCAACAAGUGAAUAUGGUUCAAUUUUUUUAACUUAUUAUAAAGAAAUCCCUUCCAACACUUUUGUGGGGUUGAGUUUGUACAAUCACAUGUUACUGAAUAUUUUGAUCAGUGGUGUUAAAUAUGCACCCGUUUCAAUA
Lycium ferocissimum is the source of this 705-nucleotide messenger RNA. Its product is annotated as auxin-responsive protein SAUR50-like. NCBI's taxonomy places the organism in Eukaryota, Viridiplantae, Streptophyta, Magnoliopsida, Solanales, Solanaceae. Gene Ontology annotation, biological process: response to auxin. The transcript has a single exon. The coding region runs from base 140 to 442 and encodes 100 amino acids. The record is from RefSeq and is a predicted model, not a curated record.